AUGAUACCCGGUUUAAUCUACGAGGUGGAAAUAUGCGGGGUGAACAUCAGAUUCCUAUCGACGCUGCUCAUCGAGUUGGAUGCGUUGAAGAAAUUCCCGCUUCUCCUCCAAAUCCUGAGCGUCACCACCGUCAUCGAGGUCCUUUUUUUAAUCAUCACGUGCAUUGCCUACCUCCCAUUUUUCUACGUCGUCUGCACCUGCCCAAUUUUCCACAUAAACCUUCGUCGAAUCAUCUUCGUAACCGUCUUGCACACGUUUUUGGCGAUGGUGAUGCGCUUUGUCAUGAUGCUCUACGAGUUCGAGGUGGUGACGAGGACAGGAAACGUCAUUGGAGACCUGCCACUUGUCUGCGCUGGCCUUGCGUUGUUGGAACAGAUGGCUUUUCUGUUUUGGAUUUUUCCGAUGAUAAUCGCGGAGAGAAUGUUCGCCAUGCAUUUCAUGUGGGACUACGAGCGGAACUCAAGGACAUGGAUCUCAACGUCGAUUCUUGGAGUGGCACUUGUCGUGUCGACGAUUGCCGCAUUAAUGAUGGCGAUUUGUGUGCUCCUGAUCCGCGACGUCUUCAUGUUUGUUGGUGUGCCCCUUUGCUUGGGCGGGAUUUUCGGGUUUGUUUUGACAUAUCGCCUAGUCGCACGCCAAAAUUCGAUAACGCUUUCGAACCUGGAAAUCGGGAGCUCCAGCUAUGGCCUAUCCGCUAAAUACCAAGCUGCCGAGAAUAUCAAAUGUUUUAAGUUAGUCCGAUACUUCCUGCUCUUAUCGAUUUGCGCCGAUUUCUUCGGUGCCAGCUUGGUCAUGAUCUCGGUGCUUGGGUCGAAAACGCCAACACUCGAGACGCUGAUUGCUGGUGCUAUCUUUGAGCACUGGGUUACUGUUUUUGGGAUCAUGUUCCUCGGUGUGGCGAUGUACUCCGUCAAGGAGUGGAGAAAGCGCUAUCUCAAAAUCUUGAGAAUCUUCAUCAUCAAGGCACGCAUCGAGACACCGAUCGAAACAACGAUGAGACUCGCCGUGCUUGCCCUGCUAGUCAUUCUUUGCUUCGGUGCCGUCGAGGCCGACAGAAAAUGCGGCAAAGCGCUGACGGAUUGGAUAAGUCAGAUUUGUGGCAGCGCUAGCCUGGUGUCGCCCAACGAGCAGCUAAUCAAGAACUGGAAAUUAGGUCUAAACGCCGCCCCCUUAUCUAUGUUCGAUGAUUCGUCGAAAUGGACCUAUUCCUUGCAGGACGUGAUAUGGAUUUUCAAGCUGAUGCAGCUGAUUGCGAAGUAUUCAGGC
Mesorhabditis spiculigera is the source of this 1266-nucleotide messenger RNA. Lineage: Eukaryota; Metazoa; Nematoda; Chromadorea; Rhabditida; Rhabditidae. The record is from the annotation of a GenBank genome assembly.